AUGUCUCAAUAUUCAUCAACUAAGAGCCCUCCUAUCAAAGAAGACACAGAGUCUUCAAGCCGGGAAUUUGGCUAUGUAUAUGAGAUGGCAAUCCCAAAACAUUUGGCGGAAUGGGAGAAUAGGAAGGGAUACAUGUGCAAAAGAGUUUCCGAGGAGCUCAUAUGCGCUACCGCCAAGGAUUGCAACCUACCACGAUGGGCAGUGACUGUCGAGACCGUCAAAUAUCGAGGUUUCCUUAACGAAUCAGACAAUCUUACGGAAGCGGAAAUCAGGGACGAAAUCAAGACCUGGACUCGAAUCAAUAUAUUACGAGCAAAUGCGGAACGCAAAGAGAGACAAAAGACAUCUUCGGCAACGUCUUGA
This is a messenger RNA of Sclerotinia borealis F-4128, 363 nucleotides long. The record is from the annotation of a GenBank genome assembly. NCBI's taxonomy places the organism in Eukaryota, Fungi, Ascomycota, Leotiomycetes, Helotiales, Sclerotiniaceae.